This is a messenger RNA of Anas platyrhynchos (mallard), 7782 nucleotides long. It is a transcript of the gene IL6ST, whose product is annotated as interleukin 6 cytokine family signal transducer. The record is from RefSeq and is a predicted model, not a curated record. NCBI's taxonomy places the organism in Eukaryota, Metazoa, Chordata, Aves, Anseriformes, Anatidae. Gene Ontology annotation, cellular component: membrane. Gene Ontology annotation, molecular function: protein binding; cytokine receptor activity.
CGGCGGGGCGAUGCCGGCGCGCGGCCGGGCCGUUAUUUAGGGGCGCGCGGCGGGGCGGCGGCGGCCGGCGGCAGGAAUUCUGUGCAGCAUGUUUUCUGGGUGGAACUGGGUGGCCCGUUGCUUAUACUUGUUUUGGAAUAUUUGUUCCCUUGGAGUUUCAGGUGGACUUGUACAGUCAUGUGGUCACAUCAUCCCAGAGUCUCCUGUAUUGGCCCUUGGUUCCAAUUUCACAGCAUUAUGCAUUUUGAAUGAGAGUUGUCUUGACUUUGGCAAUAUAUAUGCUAAUCAAAUUAUCUGGAAAAUUAAAAAUAAAGUGGUACCUAGAGAACAAUACCGUGAAAUAAACAGAACAGUUUCCAGUGUCACAUUUAAUGACACUUCUUCACUAGCUACUCCUCUGACAUGCAACGUUCUAGCAGAUGGACAGAUUGAGCAGAACAUUUAUGGAAUUACAGUUACAUUAGGCUUGCCCCCAGAGAAGCCCACGAAUUUAAGUUGUAUUGUGCAUCAGCAGUCAAAACUCACGUAUCCUAUGACUUGUACGUGGAACCCUGGAAGGCAUACGUUCCUGGACACGCAUUUUAAGUUGAAAUCCAGGUGGCCACGAGAGAACUUUCCUGACUGCAUAUCAAAAGAUGCAAAUAAUUCCUGUACCAUUUCCGAUGUUCAGUUCUUUGUUAACCUAGAGGUCUGGGUAGAAGUGUCAAAUGCUCUUGGGAAGAAUGAAUCUGAUCGUCUUGUUUUUGAUCCCAUUGAGAUUGUCAAACCACUGUCUCCACAUAACUUAUCCGUCAACUCGGGAAUACUACCUACUGUUCUGAAGCUUUCCUGGGAGAACCGGAUUUCAACAGCUGUGAUGAAACUGAAAUUCAAUAUUCGCUAUAGGAUUGUUAAUGAAACGAACUGGAUGCAGGUUCCUUCUGAGGAUACAGCUUCACCAAGAACUUCAUUCAGUGUUCAAGGUCUCAGACCUCACACAGAGUAUGUCUUUUCAAUUCGAUGCAUGAAGGAAGAUGGGGUAGGCUAUUGGAGUGACUGGAGUGAAGAAAAAACAGGAGUCACAACUGAAGAUAAACCAUCUAAAGGGCCAUCCGUAUGGAGAAUCAUUGAUGCAUCUUCUUCACCAGCUUCUCGGACUGUACAUCUGAUGUGGAAGGCACUGGAGCCACUUGAAGCAAAUGGAGUAAUCUUGCGGUAUGAAGUGACUGUCAGAGCUAAAUCACCUCCCUUCCAUUCGCCAUGGAAGUACAACGUUAAUACAACCAGCCUUACAUUAAAGCUGUCGAAUAGAACUUACGAAGUGACUGUGAUUGCCUACAACAGAGUCGGUGCAUCCCCUCCAUCAGUUCUACUUAUCCCAACAAGUAAUUCAAAAGCUCCUGUGAAGAAUAUUAGAACACUACCUAAAGAUGGCAAACUAUGGGUAGGGUGGACUGCUCCUAACAGUAAUGUUCUUAAAUACGUGAUUGAAUGGUGUCUGCUGUCCAACAGCUCAGACUGCAUCAUGGAAUGGCAGAAUGAACCAGGAAAUAUUCAAGGAACAUACUUAAAAGGUGAUAUAAAGCCAUUCAAGUGCUACUUGAUAACUGUGUACCCUCUAUAUGCUGAUGGUCAGGGAAGUGGACAGUCUGUGAAGGCUUAUCUUCAGCAGGAUCGUCCUUCAAAAGGACCAACUGUUCAGACAAAAAAAGUAGGAAAAGCUGAAGCUGUUCUGACAUGGAACCAUCUCACAGUGGAUGAGCAAAAUGGAUUUAUCAGAAGUUACACAAUAUUUUACAAAACUAUCGAUGGAAAUGAAACAGCUGUGUCAGUGGAUCCUUCCAAGACAGAGUAUACCCUCUCUUCUCUAACCAGUGAUACGCUGUACACUGUGCGGAUGAUGGCAUACACAGAUGAAGGAGGCAGGAGUGGUCCUGAUUUUACAUUUACUACACAGAAAUUUGGGAGAGGAGAAAUUGAAGCUAUAGUUGUACCUGUGUGCCUAGCAUUCCUGUUGAUUGUACUCCUUGGAGUACUGUUUUGCUUCAACAAACGUGACUUAAUUAAAAAGCAUAUUUGGCCUAAUGUCCCUGAUCCAUCCAAGAGCAACAUUGCUCAGUGGUCACCUCAAGUUCCAGCUAAGCACAACUUUAAUUCUAAAGAUCAGAUGUACCCAGAAGGCAGCUUUACAGAUGUAAGCGUCGUAGAAAUAGAAGCUGAUGACAAGAAGUCUUUCUCAGAACAAGAUCUAAAGCCUUUUGAUUUGCUUAAAAAGGAAAAAAGUACUUCAGAAGGGCACAGCAGUGGUAUUGGAGGAUCCUCCUGUAUGUCUUCUCCUAGGCAAAGCGUCUCUGACAGCGAUGAAGGUGAAACUACACAAAACACUUCAAGCACUGUACAGUAUUCGACAGUAGUGCUCAAUGGCUACAGAGACCAAACGCCUGUGCAAGUCUUCUCAAGGUCUGAAUCUACUCAGCCACUGCUAGAUUCAGAAGAGAGAUCAGAUGAUCAUGGUGGAGGGAGUGACAGUACAACACAGAGGCAGCAGUAUUUUAAACAAAAUUGUGGUCAGGAUGAAAACAACACUGACAGGCCUUGCUUUGAAAUAGCAAAGCAGAUUAUUCCUGCUAAUGAGGAGGAUCUCGCUGGAUUUGCACAAUUGCAGAUCUCAGGGCAGAGUUCAGAGCCUCUGGGUCUUGGUCUAGAGAAAAGUACCCAGGAAGCUGCUCUGUCAGAUGUUUUACAGACAAGUACUGAAGGACAAACUGUGAGAUAUGAAACAGUAGAAGGAAACCCACCAUCAGUUGAUGAAAUGCCAAAAAGUUAUCUCCCACAGACUGUGAGACAAGGGGGUUAUAUGCCUCAGUGAGAGAAGAGACUGGCUGCAUUAGGCCUUCAUUAGUGCCUGUUCACACUUCUUCCUGUGUUUCUGAUGAAUUAAGCUAGGUAUUUUUAUCUGAAUGCAGAUAGAAAUAUUAAAAUUAGGUGAAGAAUAAUUUGACAAAAUACAGUAAGGACUGUGUUUCUGUGGAAAAUUUGCAUUCCAGACCUUCUGGAGACUUACUUUUAUGCACUACAUGAAAUCAUAUUUGUCUGAAUAGCUGAACAAGCCUUUGUGCUACAGUGCUUUUUGUGUCUUGUCACAUCAAAUUUACACAUGAUUGAAAACAGCAAGUUUCAGUUAAUCACAUCGGCCAACAGACCUAGAAGAAAUAGUUGAUUUGCAACAGUAUACAAGCCUAAGAAGCCAGCUUUGGUUGUUUGGAGCAUAUUUGUACUUAAAUGAGACCGAAGUUUAGUAUUCCAAUGUGGGGAAAAAUACUAUGUCAUGCACUUUUCAGUAGCUUGAUUGACUCUGACUUUUGAUGUGGCCCAGUGUCACAGUUUCCAGCUUGUCAGACUCGGUGUGCAAAUCAUGCAUCCACAUUUAGUAAUUGCAUAGAACUUUUGAUGGUUUGCAAGUAACAAAAUGCCCUUAUUGCUUGACUGAGUGUUACUGUAAUAAUUGAUAUUAUGCAUAUAUUUAGAUGUGUGCACAUGAACUAUACAAUAAUUUGGCCUAAGAAUGUGCCUUGCAACUUGAUGCACAGCAAUUCAGUUUUCAUGUUUAAAAGUUAAAAAUCUGGAUGAAAACACAGAUAAUUACUUAUUUAAAGCUUUUGUACCCAAAACACUGUCUGAUUAUACCACACCACUUUGGUCAUAUUAAUAGCCUUUGUAUAUAAUAAGUGCACCUUUGCAGUGCCUAGCUUGAGAGGCGAGUAAUGAGCUAAAACUUUUCAAAGUUUUUAUAACUACUUAGGAGAAAGGGGAUGUCAGGGGAUCUUCCUGAAUGACUACAAUGACUAGUGUGCUAUAACUUUACUGCUAACACCACAGGACCUCCUUGAAACUGAACGUAGUAAAAAGAAGCAUUGAAGUCAUUGAAGUGCUCAGGGAAAAAAAAAAGAAAAAACUAUACCCUGAACUUUCAAGUUCAUGACUAUAUGUAUCUAUUAUCUAGCAUGAGCCACAAUGUUUGUGGUGGCUAAAAUUCUUUUUUCUUAUGUCUCACUUCUAUUGUGUAUUUUAUUUAGAAGGUACAUAUAACUGCAUUAAAAUUAACCUCUUCCCAAGUGAUGAAAUCUUAUGACACUUGCAGAUUUAUUUUUUUUACCUUGACUCAGCCUAGUCAGCUUUUCUAAUCUGACACUAAUAAAACCUUGAUUCAAAACACUACAUGCUGUGUUGUGAGAAUAAAACAAGGGUUUUAUUUCUCCUUCAGCAAAAGAACUGAGACCUCCUGAAACUUUUUGUGAUGUGUGGUGCUGCUGUUGUGCAAAGCACUUGGUAAUGGCCCUUGAAGGACAGGUAUAUUGUUCAUGUGUCUUUUGCUUCUGAUAUGAAGGAACUCAGUGCUAGAGUAACUCAAAAGAUUACCAGUUGGAGUCUGGACUGUUCAAAAACAAAACAAGAAAAAUGCUGAAUCUUUACUGUCUUAUUCAGUGUUCUGCAGUUCCUUUCUCCUAACAGUAUUUUUCAUAUCCGGACGCUUUUUAAAACAAAUGCUGUGUUGCAGGUUACUGUAACUAUACCUUUUUUCAAACCAGACUUCCUCCUAUCUUCCCUCAGCACCUUCAACCUCUUCCCCAGAGAGCAAGGACAUCAUGAAAACUACACUCUCACAAGACAAUAGAGGACAUGUCUGUUUUUUUCAGAGGUCAAAGGAGCUUUCUGUUGUCAGAAUACAUACCUCUUAGAAAAUAACAGCAGUGAGUUUACUGGGGGAUGGGUAUGUCUUCUCUAUGCAAACUUCAUAGUGACUGUAGAAACCACAAGUAAAAGGGAAAGUUUCUGGUGAGCAGUGUGCAUGUUUAUUACAACUGUCCUGCAAGCCACAUGCUAUCUAAUCCACCCUCUGGUAAUUGAUGAAAUGGUAUUAGUCACAAGUUUCUGGCCACAAUCUGGCUGCUGAGGUUGAACAUUGCUUCAAAGUCCUAAAAGUCCUGGAUAUUAAAAAAAAAAAAAAAAAAAAAAAAAAAGCUGAUAAUAUUUUAUUUCUGAUCCAGUAAUACUAAGUUUUGGUAGCAUAUGUCAUGUUUGAGGGACAACUUCAGUUAAAGUUACUAUUCUCCUUUCUGUUGUGUAAAGGGAAGGCAUUUUGUUCUCAGUUGCUGUUAAUCAUGAACCAUUUCCAAAGUUCAACUUUGAAAAGAUUUCACGUUUUUAGGGGAUCUGUGCUAACAAGAGCUUUGUCCUGUCACUUCUGGACUCUUACUUUCAUCAUUGUUUAUGGAUCAGUGGUAAUAAAGUCACAGAGUUGUGCAGGAGGGAUAUAUACUGGGAAGGCUUCUAUCUAGCAUAUAUAUUUGUUCUGACUUUCCAUCUUGUGCUUGUGGCUAGGGCUAAAAUAGUAAAGACUAAAUGGUAUGCCUGUGGGUGAGCAGCUUAUGGAAGCCACAGUAAAUCUAAGUAACAGGCUUACAACUUGUUCAUAAACCGCUGUGCCAAAAUGCAAUGUUGUACAGCGUUCAGCAUUUAACUUGAUUUUGUACUUUGCAUCACAACAAUCUAGUUGCAUCAAAGAGUUGCACACAGGUUUUAGAGCAUAUGUAAUGUGUUUUAACAAUCCACUGAAAUUUUCUGAACUUGGCCCUAGCAUCAUAAUUACCCUCACCCCAGUAACUAUGGUGCACUUUACAAAAUAAAGGCAUUAGCAAAAUAAAAUUACACUCUGCUAUUGAUGCUUUCAUGCCCAUUUUGAUUACCUGGACUGGAAUUUUACAGCAGGGUGUGUGGGAGGCUAGUUGUGAAAAGGUUGUUGGCUCUCUAGCAGAGAAGGGUGGCUAGUAAAAGUAAAGUAUUUCUUCACUCUUGAAGAUGCUUUUAAGUGCAAGGCUAACUAACAUUCACAAGAAAAGCAUAUAUAUUUAUUUUUGUAGUGCUGUAGGAAGAGGGGAUUGGUUCUGGGGGUGGGUGGAGCCAGGUGCUCCCUUGGUUCCCCUCUUGCCUCCCCAGGAAGAGAGGAGUUUGCACACAAGGGCUUGUGUCACUUCUUGGUGGCUGGAAAAGUACCAUUGCCUGCUUUUUGCAGUUUCAGCUUUGAGUGCAAAUGUGAGCACCACCAGAUGGUUAAAACUUAUACUAGCAUGCCAAGGAUGUAGGAGUCAUUGUUCUGAUUUAACUUCAGUAAUUCAACUUAUUUAAUUAAUGCCGGGUCUUGAAUAGCUAGGACACGUAUCAAUAUAUGCUGCUAUAGUAUCGACUUCACAGUAGGAUCUGAAACUCGAGAGACACUCGGAACUCUUACAGUCAGCCUUGCUCCAGGACACACAUGCUUUAGGUUGUAAUUUAUAUGCAUUAAAUUGGACUAAAUAUAACAGUUUGCUUUCUGCCGUUUUGAUGCAAUCUUUUAAGUACCUUAACAAGUUCACUGGAUGGCUGGAUCACAAAACAUCAUUGCUCCUCUAAUAAAUGCCCAUCUCUUUGCUAGGAUGGAUACAUAUAGCCAUUUUAAAUUCCAAUAGUUGUUUUUAAUGUUACUCAGAAGCAGUUUAACAACAAGAACGUUGAGCCUGUUGUUAUGAAAUAGCCAGUCUGUAACUGCAGACAGCUUCAGCUCGUGGUCCAGAAGACGGCAGUAAUGUGGGGAAUUCAGAAGUCUGGAGAAGUGUAGGAUUAGAUAUCCUGCAGCUGAUUCACCAAUUCCCCUUCCUCUCUGUCUUUGUUAAAAAUGAAAGUAACGGUUAGGAAAAGAUGUAACUAGGGUGCGUGUGUUUGCUUUCUCUGUUGUUCCCUUCAUACUAGUUGUGCAAUCUGAGCCAUUCCUAAAAAUGAAAGCAGCGCUGACUCAAAUGCACAAGGAUGCAUUUUAAGGCCACAGGAUUUGUUACAGAUUAAUGACUAAGGGGCAGAUCUCAAUGGUCAUCCUCUCCCCGCGCCUUGCUUUUAGUGCAGAGCAAGAAUAGGCAAUAAAUACCUCACAGCACGCAGACCAUGGUCAAGCAUUGCGUUUAUUUGCAAAGACAACCUUAGCAGUGGAGACGGGCAAUAAAAUCACUGCUACUCCCACAAAAGCACACUCUUGUAAACAACAGAUGAAACACAAGCGUGUGGCACGCCGGCUGCUGGGAAGCGCACCUUGCUCCCGUGUGGUGGUCUGCUGUGGGUGUAACACCCAAAACUGCUCCUCGUAGCAAAGCACACGCGCUGACGGAUCCGCUCACCUUGCUGCGCGUGGCUUUUUCAUAAAGCAGAGCUGCUCACGGCAUCACGUGCAGCCUGGCGUUGUGAUGCAGCCAUGGGUUGUCUGGGAGCCAACUGCUUUUUAUUUGGGGAGAGGGGCAACGGAGCUCGCCAUCAGGGCUACUCGUCAGCAAGCGCUACUGUGCCAAUAUAUGCACCUAGGUAAGUGUAGUCGUGGGACACGGGGACAUAUAACAAGGAAAGUGCCUUGAUGCUGAAUUGAAUGCCUAGUGAAUGUAAACUUAAAAUCAAGUUUUAUUAUGUACUUAAAGUAACUAUGGCUGACUAAGCUACUGGUGGUUUGUAUGCCUGCUUUGAAGGGCUUGCAUACUUCAGCCAGAAGUUAAAUCUGCAAAUUGCUGCAUAAGCUGUCUCUAUAUGGAAAUGUGUUUUAAUACCAGUACAUGAUCUUCAUUCUUUUGCAAGCUGCAUGUUUAUUGUCAUAUAAACUCUGCUUUCUACAGUUUACUUUUUACUGUAAGUUUUGAAUGUCUUCCUCUUUGUUACCCAGCUGAGCCUGAAUGUUGCAUUUGUCUACUACACAAUAUACAAAAAAGAGAAGAAAGUAUUCCAUACUUA